Messenger RNA from Perca flavescens (yellow perch), 1876 nucleotides. Its product is annotated as caspase-3. The record is from RefSeq and is a predicted model, not a curated record. Gene Ontology annotation, molecular function: cysteine-type endopeptidase activity. NCBI's taxonomy places the organism in Eukaryota, Metazoa, Chordata, Actinopteri, Perciformes, Percidae. The transcript has 8 exons. Gene Ontology annotation, cellular component: death-inducing signaling complex; cytoplasm. Bases 180 to 1082 code for a protein of 300 amino acids. Gene Ontology annotation, biological process: keratinocyte differentiation; proteolysis; apoptotic process.
CGUUCCUGAUUGGCUAAGAGUUUCAAGCCUGUACUUCGAACGAACAAUUGGGCAUUUCCUUGUAAUGCUUGGUAAUGUUAUUAAUGGUAAGGACGUGGGCUUGCUAACACCUAUUUUACCACCGUCCCACAAAAGAGAGCGCAAGAUACUGAAUACCAGGAACUGGAAGAGAAAGAUAGAUGCCAAUUGAGAAGAACAUGGACAUUCCGCAGAGUGGUGGGGACACUGUGGACUCCUGGAAAUUGUUUCCAAAGAAAAGGUCAGAUGCAGAGCCCGCAGGCAGUAGUAAGACUGCUGAGGAAUUGGACUCUGCCCCCCGCAGCAGUAAAACAGCAGACUCUGACCCUUACCGCUACAAGAUGGACUAUCCCUGCAUCGGAACCUGUCUGAUUAUCAACAAUAAGAACUUCCACAGUAGCACAGGGAUGAGUGCUCGGAAGGGGACGGAUGAAGAUGCUACUGCUGCUAAAAAGACCUUCUCUAAGCUGGGUUAUAAGGUCAAUGUGAACAAUGAUCAGACCGUGGCGGAGAUGAAACAACUGUUGUCUAGUGCAUCCAAGGAGGACCACAGUAAGAGUGCAUCAUUUGCAUGUGUGUUGCUAAGUCAUGGAAACGAGGGCGUGAUAUAUGGCACCGACGGCUUUGAAAAGUUGGAGGAGCUGACAAAAUACUUCAAAGGAGGCCGCUGUAAGAGUCUGGUGGGGAAACCCAAGCUCUUCUUCAUACAGGCUUGCCGUGGGGCGGAGCUGGAUGACGGGAUUGAAACCGACAGUGUCGAUGUUCAAACAUCCGAGAGGAUUCCUGUGGAGGCAGACUUCCUGUAUGCCUAUUCCACCGCUCCAGGUUACUACUCAUGGAGAAACGUGACCAACGGCUCCUGGUUCAUGCAGGCGCUGUGUGAGAUGUUGAUGCGAUUCCGCGGAGAGCUGGAGCUGAUGCAGAUCAUGACCCGCGUCAACCGCAAGGUGGCGCUGCACUUUGAGUCCUCCUCCAACCUGCCGGGAUUUAGUGGCAAGAAGCAGAUCCCCUGCAUCGUCUCCAUGUUGACCAAAGACUUCUACUUUGCUGAUUUCCACCUGUGAAAACUGCUAAGCUGUGGGAAACCGAGUCACAAGUGACUGUGCCGGUAUCACUUAUUUCAUAUCCCUCUAUUUUACCUUCAAAGCAGGCUGAUUUCUGCUCUCUUUGGCCAAACAGUUCAUGUAAAACAGGAUAACAUUAGUUUUAAUGUGACUACCCAAAAUGAAUAAUGUUAUAUGGUUGAGCCUGAACAGUUGUUUUUUUUUAAUGAUUUUUAUGAUUUUGCUUUUAGUGUUGUGAUCUUUUAGAUAAAACCUAAACCCUGUUUUAAUUCUAUCUUUGAUCAUUGUGUGUUGCAGACAAGAUACUAAGCGGUGUUGGGACCAUUUUCAGGGCUGCAUUUUCAAUAAGCCUGUUUCAGUGAUUACACACUUGAACUUUAGCAGAAGCGUGGAAAUGUGGACUUCUGUUUUUUGUUUUUUUUAAACUACAUAAACAUAAUACUGUAUGUUUGCAACGCGUCUGCUUUUUGAAUGCAAUAAAUGCACAAGCACAGAUAGAUCAUCGUAAACUAUCUGGCCAUCACAUGAAAAAAAGAAUAUUAUGUAGAAUAUUUCUUUCCUUUUUCAGGUGGUCAUAGGUCUACUGCAGGUGUUGUAGUUUUUUUCAUGUAUUACUACAUUACCACUGUCAUUACCUCUGCACUCAACCUCUGGGGAUGUUUUAAUAACUUUUACUGGGAUCGGUGAUAGAUAUAGAUUUGUUUGACAGUAAUAAAAGUAAAUCCAAGACUGUGGUUACCCAGUCCUCCUGACAUACAAUUACCAUGUUGAGAAUAAAGACUAUAAAACAUUCA